CCACGCGUAUGUAUCCCUAUUCGUAGUAUUUCCACACGCCGUAUUUCCACGCAUAGGUAUCCCCACGCGCCAUUUGCAAAGUGUUAACUUUUGUAUGAGAAUUUAUUCACAAAUCGAUCCGCGAAUCAACACGAUCUAAAUUUAUCGAUGACUACGAGUUCGAUGUUAAGGCGUCGUUCGAUAAAUAAUCCCGAGUGCGGUCAUAAAAAGCGGGUUAUCUGCGGCACGUAAUGCACACCGAUACGAAUAUACGGCCGGUAUAUUCAAACCGUGUAUUUCCCUUUUUACACGAACGUUCGAUAAGAACGAUAAAGCUUACAACGAUAACGUAUGUACAUAAGCAAGUGAAUUCGAUUUUUCCAUAUCCGAAUCGAUUAAUCACUCUUAUUGAUUCCGCUCGGCGUACCCCGUUAAUUGAAAACAAACGAACUGAGCAGCUCUAAAAUAGACACAUUUCCUGUGUUCAUUUUUAUUAAAUAUAUUCGUAUCGGAAGGGAUAAAUAUUCUCGACAAAUGAUUGUUUCAGAUAUUACGGUGGAUAAUCGUUAAGAUAAAUGCGCGUGUCUAGCAAAACUGUCCGAAGUGUAAAACUGAGAAACGAUAUGACUUCCAAUUAAAACCUCUCCCAAGCUUUUGCCGUUUCUACGCUCCCCUCUUCAUCCCCUCUUUGUUCCCUAAAACGGCAUUCAAGCAUCUGGCAUCGUUAAUUAAUCACGAAUAUUUAUUGCGUACUCGCAUGCUCAUCCGCCUUAGUCUAUCUCGAGGCAAUUAGCGAAAUUAUUACAUGAAAAGCAGAGAAAAAAAAUGUGUGCGAUUCUUCUUGGCAUGGCAGCUCGAUUCACUGGCCCGUGCUUUCAACGCGUCGUCUCGCUGAAAGAACUCCAACAUCCGAUCGUAUCCUUGCUAUAAUUACCUCAUUAAUACCGUAUUAAUUCCCUUUAUUCAAUUUUUACAUUAACUUCUAAACUCCUCCUCGGUUCUGUAUCUUUCAGGUCCAAUUUUUGUCAGGAGAACAGGAGAGUCGUGUGCUUUUAAUUUCAAUGAGAUUUUUUAGGCGAUUUCAUUCUGUCUCAGUCAAUUUGACAUUCAAUGUACUUUUAUUAAAUAUUCAGUGUAAUUCAAUUUUGUUGUUAUGGUUCCUCUUCGAUCAUGGUCCCUCUUCGCUGUGUUCAUCGAGUCUAAUCACUGUGUGAUUUUAUUCAGAGUGGUUCAGUGUACUCGGUUAACAUCACAAGUUUUAUAAUAAUACACAAUUUCUCUUUAAACAAUUUAACAUUACACAAUUGCUGUUAGGUCACUUUAUAAUAAAUUCUAACAAAAAAAAGUAGUACAUUAAAAUACUCUGCAACAAAAUCUCUGAAGUUCUAAAAGAACAUUUUUAUCAGUAACAAAGAUAUCUGAUUAAUAAUGAAGAUUAUUAUAUAACACAAAAUAAGUUGACAAAAUAUGAGACAAAGCAAGGAAGACGAAGAACAGAUGUUUUUAAGACGUUCUAACGGAAGAUUCAGCAGGUGAUACAUCUGAAAACUGUGUAUUAUAAAAUGUCGGCUGAUUUAUCGGUAGAUUUCCAUUAGAGCAGCAUUUUCUUUCACGGGAUCGUCGUUCAUCGACGUUUCGAGGUCAGCAGACGGACAUGGACGACGGACGAGGCAGGACAAGUACACCGAUAACGACAAACUGGCCCGAGAAAAACCGUGGCCGAGCGAUAAAUCAGGCCUAUUGCAUUCCUAAGAUAGCGAGCUGCCUGAAAGUCAUUACGCUGGCAAAAGUAAUUCCCAACUAAGUGAAAAUCAAGACGGAGAUCCUCGACGAGAUCGAGAACUUCUCGGCGAACGACGAGUUACAAGUGGACGAAAAUUUUGUCCCGAAGAAAGAAUGCGAUCCUUGGAAGAAGGAGUACGUGGACUUCGAGGAGUACAUCGAGGCGUUGACGGGCGGGAAACGAUUGUUCUGCAGCGUGUGCAGGAUCGAGUUUCCGGACGAAGAUGAAUUCAAGACGCAUAUGGUCAGACAUAGUCAUGGAAAACUCUUUCAGUGUGGAUUUUGCAGGAAACAGUUUUCACGGUCAUCAACUUUGAAAGAUCAUCUUCGACUACACGAGAGGUUAGAAGUCUUUGUAUGCACUCGCUGUAACCUACGUUUUCAGCAUAGGGACCAAUUAAAGACGCACCAAGAAGAAGUGCACUCGAAGCGAAGACCAUUCGAAUGUUCCGUAUGCAAGAAGAAGCUGCUUCAUCGACAAUCGUUGCGCGAUCAUAAGCUGAUGCACACGAACGUGAAACCAUUCGAGUGCUCGAUCUGCAAGAAACGAUUCCUACGACCGAGUAGUUUGAGGGCGCACAUGAUCGUCCACACAGCGGACUCACCGUACGAGUGCGACCUUUGCCCGGCGAAGUUCAAGAGAUCCUCCGUGCUGAAGACUCACAAGUUGACGCACACGGGUGUUAGACGCUUCGAGUGCGAUAUUUGCAAACAUCGCUUUCAUCUGAAGGGAGCUUUGAAGCAUCAUAUAUUGUCACAUUAUGGUGUGAGGCCAUACAAGUGCGAGGACUGCGGCAAAUGCUACAGAAGAUCGUGGGGCCUGAAGGUGCACAGGUAUCGGCACACAGGUGUGAAACGAUUCGAGUGCGAUUUCUGCAAGUCGCGGUUCAGCGUGAAAACGAAGUUGGCUAAGCACAUUUACGGUCAUAUCGGCGAGAAACCUUACAAAUGCGACUUCUGCGGACGUCAGUAUGGCGAGAGGUACCAACUGAAGGCACACAAAUGCGUGGCUGGGGUUCAACCCUCGAAAAUGAAAAUUGGCCGAUCUUUCUCGGAUUCUGUUACGCAAAUUUUGUUCUUUCGACCGAGGUCUAUGAACUGUCUAAUUCCGAACAUCACAAAUGGCUGACAGUUUUUUUGACAAUUUGAUAAUUUUUUAUCAUCAGAUAUUUGUAUAGAAUACAUGUUAUUAUUGUGACAAGGAAAGAAUGAUGAUCAAAUAUUCUGAAUGAGAGAUUGUUGUUGUGCAUCUGAAUAUUUUUGUAAAGCGUUUUAAUAGUGUGUCAAUUGUUGCAAUGAUAAAAAUGAUGUACAUAGAAUAUUUUUCUCAUCACUUUGUGUAACAUACGUUCGAUGUUCUCAUAACUUUUUGGUAAAUACAUUGUCGCGUUAAAAAGAUGGUUCACAAUAGAUAACGACUUAAUCCACUCUGGACUGUUCUGUCUAUUUUCAAGUAAUAAAGUAAUCAAGUAAUAACCCAGCAAAUUGUUCAGAAUACGUGCAUGAUCAGAUAUGAAUCACAUGACAGACAAAGACAUCACAUACAAAAAAGACCAAAAUUGCUGUUUUUAAAAUAAAAUAUUUCAAGUAUUCUUCCACCUUCUAUUUCGUUAACUUCAGAAAUCUUAACACGUAAUUUGCUAGAAGCUUAGUUAAAUUACUCGCGAUUAUCUCCAUAAUCUCGCUCGCCAUUAAUUCCAACGAAUAUGUAUAACAAAAUCAGUCAAGUUAAUUACUGGUUACAAUCGCAACAUAAUUACUACUUAACUGUUCAUGGUACGAUUCGAUCAAAAGCUACCUUGAUAAAGUUCUCGCUACCACGUUCAUAAUUUCUAAACAGAAAUUACAUCCACCGUGACCGGUCACGUUUGUCUGUAAUAAAGGUAUCCGCUUUUGUCGACGACUUUUCCGUCCGGAUCGAAUCUCGUCCAUGUUUGCAUGCCCCGUGGAACUUAAUAAGGCACGACCUUAAUAAGCACUUUGCGAUGGAACAAAAGUCCGAUUAAUUCCAGUCGACUCGAUUUGGAUUGCCUUCUUGCAAAGCUAGCUUAGGUUCGUCAUCGAGGUACGUAAUCAUAGUGGUUGCACGGUAUCGUUGAAACGUGACCGCCCGCGAAUUCUGCGGGACUCCACGGGAGUGAUCGUUUAAUCGAACCUACGUGCAAGAUUGUCAUCACAUAUCAAUUCAAAAUAUAUAACAAAAUCUUUCGUUUACUUAUUUGUUGAUGAGUACUUAACAACACGGACACUUUUAUAAUUAGCUUAAUUCAACGCAGAUAUGCGUGUGGAAAUACGAGUUGUGAAUGUGUGAUGCGUGGAAGGCCGGUGUGUUGAGUUACGGCGCGUGGAAGUACGGUGCGUUGAGAUACGGCGCGUGGAAGUACGACG
Messenger RNA from Megachile rotundata (alfalfa leafcutting bee), 4149 nucleotides. RefSeq lists its product as uncharacterized. NCBI's taxonomy places the organism in Eukaryota, Metazoa, Arthropoda, Insecta, Hymenoptera, Megachilidae. The record is from RefSeq and is a predicted model, not a curated record.